Molecule: messenger RNA, 2208 nt
Organism: Dioscorea cayenensis subsp. rotundata (Guinea yam)
Lineage: Eukaryota; Viridiplantae; Streptophyta; Magnoliopsida; Dioscoreales; Dioscoreaceae
Product: L-type lectin-domain containing receptor kinase IX.1-like
Exons: 2
Coding region: 30-2087 (685 amino acids)
Biological process (GO): protein phosphorylation
Cellular component (GO): plasma membrane
Molecular function (GO): carbohydrate binding; protein kinase activity; ATP binding
Source: RefSeq, a predicted model, not a curated record
CGUCCAAAGAAGCCUUGCACAGCAUAACAAUGUUUCAAAAUUUCCUCUUCCUUUUCUUAUCAUUCUGUAUUCUAACACCACCAACACCUGCAACUCCACUCUCUUUCAAAAUAGAUUUCAACGAUCCCAAUAUCAGCAACAACAUAACAACCAAAUCAGAUGCAUUCAUCAACAAAGGCAUCCAACUCACCAAAGACGGUUACUACGACAAUAUCAAAAACAGCGUCGGCCGAGCAUUCUACAAGGAGCCCAUGUUCCUUUGGGACAGGCAAACCAGGGAACUCACCAAUUUCACCACCCACUUCUCCUUCCAAAUAGUUACCAAGUCGGGCAGCGGCGCCGAUGGCCUAGCAUUCUUCCUCUCCCCUGACCUCUCCGACGCCCCCAACAACUCGGCCGGUGGUUCUCUUGGCCUUUUUAGCAGCACCAACACCUCAGCUAACUCUCUGCUUCUCGCUGUGGAGUUUGACACCUAUGAGAAUUUUGGAAUUGAUCCUAACUAUACUUAUCCUCAUUCUCACAUCGGCAUCGAUAUUAAUUCCACUAAGUCAUUGAAGACUGCUGAAUGGAUCGGUAGAUUCAACACCGGUGAUCCAUUGAAUGCCACUGUCUCAUAUAGUGGUGAUACCAUGAACUUGAGUGUCUUUUUGACGAACCACACAAUGAAUUUAAGUAUUUCUUAUGUGGUAGACUUGAGGAAUAUCUUGCCGGAAAAUGUAUAUGUUGGAUUUUCAGCAGCCACUGGAACGGAUAUACAGACUCAUUCCAUCUUAGCCUGGGAUUUCAAUUCGACUCUGGUGUCAAAAGCUUCAACUCCGACGCCGCCUGUGAGCAAGAAGAAAAGAAGCAAGAUUGGUCUCUUAGUUGGUCUGAGCGUUGGUGCAGUAGUGCUAGUGAUCGCCUUUGGGUUGCUCUGGUCUGUGCUGCGGAUGAAGAGGCCGACAGAAACAACCGGCAACGAGGAAGAAGUGGAGAUGGACUUGGCCAUGGAUGAUGAGUUUGAGAGAGACAAGGGACCGAAGAAAUUCCUUUAUAGUGAUCUUGCUAAAGCCACAAACAACUUUAGUGAUGAAGAGAAGCUCGGAGAAGGAGGGUUUGGAAAUGUCUACAAAGGUCUCUUGCAAGAAGAGAAACAAGUGGCUAUCAAAAGGAUCUCCAGAGGGUCCUCACAAGGCAAGAAGGAGUACAUCUCCGAGGUGAAGAUCAUAAACAAAGUGAGACAUCGAAAUCUUGUGCAACUUGAAGGUUGGUGCCACAACCGAGGUGAUUUCCUACUCGUUUAUGAGUUCAUGCCCAAUAGCAGCCUCGACAAACAUAUUUACGGCAAGGAGAGACUGCUUUCAUGGAGUCAGAGGUAUAAGAUUGCUGUUGAUUUAGCUUCUGCUUUGUUGUAUCUUCAUGAAGGCUGGGAGCAGUGUGUGGUGCAUAGAGAUAUCAAGCCAAGCAAUGUGAUGCUUGACUCUGCGUUCAAUGCUAAACUUGGGGAUUUCGGCCUGGCCAGACUUAUAGACCAUGAUAGUGACUUACAGACAACCAUUGUGGCAGGAACAAGAGGGUACAUGGCGCCGGAGUACAUCAACACUGGCAAGGCAAGUAAGGAGUCUGAUGUUUAUAGCUUCGGAAUUGUCGCACUGGAGAUAUCGUGCGGCCGGAGGCCGGUGGACCUGAGGGAGGAGCCAGGUAAGGUGUUGCUUGUUGAGUUUGUAUGGGAUCUUUAUGGGAAGGGUAUGAUUCUUGAUGGAGCUGACAAAAGGCUUGAGAAUGAGUUUGAUGAGCAUCAGAUUGAGAGGUUGAUGAUUGUUGGUUUAUGGUGUGCUCAUCCUGAUUAUAAACUAAGGCCUUCUAUGAGACAAGCCAUUAGUGUUCUAAACUUUGAAGCUUCAUUGCCUAUACUUCCUUCAAAGAUGCCUGUGCCUAUGUACUUUGCACCACCAUUGGAUUUGGCUCACAGUGCAUAUGCAUCAACCUCUUCUUCCGGUGGUUUUCAUGGCACAUCUCACACACACAGCAGCUAUGCAUCUUAUUCUUCACAAUCUACAGAGCCUGCAAGUACCUCUCAGUCUACCCAUCUUCUUUCGUCCAGAUAACAGAGGACUCAUUGCAGGUUCAUCUCAUUUUCUUCAAGUGAUGAUGUUGAUGCUUCUCCGGACCCACAACAACAACGAAUUCCAAGCGAAUCUAUUCUUGCUCUCAAACGCUCAUUGGAUU